This is a messenger RNA of Fusarium tjaetaba, 459 nucleotides long. RefSeq lists its product as uncharacterized. Bases 1 to 459 code for a protein of 152 amino acids. The transcript has a single exon. Lineage: Eukaryota; Fungi; Ascomycota; Sordariomycetes; Hypocreales; Nectriaceae. The record is from RefSeq and is a predicted model, not a curated record.
AUGUCUUCCCAGCCCACCAUCAAUGAUUUGCUCCCCAAGUUCAUCGCCACCCUCAACAAGAUCAAUGCCACCGUUGAAGCGACCCAUGACACCAUCAAAACACUGAGUGAUUCUGUCGACGAGCUUGAACGCACCGCCAGGGAUCUAGAGUCCACCAACAACAUGCUACACGAGUCCCUCACCAGACAGGAGCGCAACAUCAACAGAAUCGAGUCGAGACAGCGCUGUAUCGAAGGCGAGCUGCAGAAGAAGAAGCAGAAACGACAAGAGGCAGAACGUCGCCUCAAAAGGGUGCAGGAGAGUAAGGACAGAGAGGAAAGAGAAGAGAGGCACAGAAUGGCAUCAAGGGCGUUAACGAAAAGUAUAUCAGAGCAACAGAGUAUCAUGGAGCAAGCAAAGAAAACAUUUGCCGACAAAACAUGGCCGCAUCAUUUCGGGAUCAUGUCUGAGAAGUUUUAG